This is a messenger RNA of Selaginella moellendorffii, 1801 nucleotides long. RefSeq names its product protein KTI12 homolog. The record is from RefSeq and is a predicted model, not a curated record. Lineage: Eukaryota; Viridiplantae; Streptophyta; Lycopodiopsida; Selaginellales; Selaginellaceae. Bases 668 to 1576 code for a protein of 302 amino acids. The transcript is spliced from 9 exons.
GUUCUCUAGGUUUUCUUCUGCGAUGGAAGAUGAUGCUGAUCUUUCCCCGUAUGACCGACACUGAUUCGGCGAUUUUCUUAUUGAACGGCCCCUCUGGGGCGUUCGAAGCCAGAAUACUCUGAUUCCUUGUUCAUCGCGUCUUGCUUGUCUCUUCUCUUUUUUCAUUUUCCUUGUGGAAAAGCGGCGAAGGUGAUGUCUAAUCUUUCCCCGUAUGAUCGACACUGAUUCGGCAAAAUCUUGUUGGCUGUCCCUCGAGGGCAGCUAAAGCCAGAUCGAUCUGAUUCGCCCCCUUCUCUUUUUUUUCUAGCUUUUUUCGUAGUGGGUUGGGUGUGAUGAAGCUUAGAACCUUACCUACAUUGUCUGAAACGCUGUGUAGAGACCAAACUUUAGAGGCUGCUUCUGACCCAACGCGAGAUUUCUUAGCUCAAACAAAUGCCCAUCUUCGGCAUCUCGAAACCAGGCUUUGAAAUCGAUUUGAAAGCUCAAAAGUUCAUCCAAAACCUUUGCCAUGGGCAUCUGGAGAAACAAAACAUUCUCUGCGAAAAAACCCAACUCUCGUUUGGCGAACACACAAGAACUUAUUUCGCAAACUCGCAAGCUAUCCAGCAAAUGCCCGGUAUGGGCAUCUUGAAAGACGUUUGGGACGAAAAUUUAGGGCUUUUCUGGAAUGGCGCUGGUUGUGAUGUGUGGGCAGCCCUGCAGCGGCAAAUCGGCGGCGGCCGCCAGCCUCAUCCGCGGCCUUGAAGCUGCGAGCUUGCCACACGCGGUGAAGCUCAUCGAUGAGACGUCGCUGGGGUUGGAUCGAAACGAGAGUUAUCAAGAUAUGUUUCACGAGAAGAACUUGCGAGGACUGCUGAGAUCGGCUGUGGAUCGCGCGGUCACCAAGGAGGUGAUUGUCGUCAUUGAUUCACUCAACAAUAUCAAGGGAUAUAGAUACGAGCUUUGGUGCUUGGCCCGUGCUGCUGGAGUCCAAUACUGCGUGAUCUACUGUGACGCAGGUGAAGAUGAUUGCCGGAGCUGGAAUAAGUCGAAGUUUGAUCGGGGCGAUCCUUGCUAUGAUGAUAAAAUAUUUGACGACUUGGUUCGAAGGUUUGAGCGUCCUGAUAGAAGGAAUCGUUGGGAUACGCCACUGUUCGAGUUGAGACCAUCUGAAGGGGAGUUUACAGAAUCGUCUACACCAAUUGUAGAGGCCGUUGCGUUUCUCACUGGAAACGAGAAAGGGAGAAAAGUUUCUCGGAUACUCCAGCCAACAAUUGCUACUCAAACUGCACGGAUUUCCGAGACAAACUCGCUAUACGAGCUUGAUCGUGCCACUCAGGACGUGAUCAACGCUCUCGUCGAGUCUCAAACGCAAGAACUUGGCUCACUCGUGGAUAUUGGAGAAGGAUUGCCGAAGAUCAGGUUGCAAAAACGAAUCGGCCUCCCAGAGCUCCGCCGCCACCGAAGAACUUUCAUCCGGCUCGCAGGACAGUCGAGCCUCUCAGGUCCACCGCCACCGUCGGACAGUAUCAGCGCCAAGCGAAUGUUUGCCGACUAUCUCAACAGAGAACUCAGUGACCAAGUUCCGAGCUCCUAGAUCACUGUGGUACGUUUGUCAAAAACUAGUUUUUGUUCUUGGCAGAUAAAGAACAUUCUCUCAAGAUCAAACUAUUGCGAGGUAAGGUUAAAAGCUGCGAGUGUUUUCCAGCUAGUGAUCAAGUUCCCAGCUAAAUCACUGAGGUCUAUUUGUCAAAAACUAGUUCUUGGUAGACAAUGCCAGAAGCAUUCUCUCAAGAUCAAAAUAACGAUUCUAUCACGCUAA